Molecule: messenger RNA, 1875 nt
Organism: Ylistrum balloti
Lineage: Eukaryota; Metazoa; Mollusca; Bivalvia; Pectinida; Pectinidae
Exons: 10
Coding region: 1-1875 (624 amino acids)
Biological process (GO): nucleoside transmembrane transport
Cellular component (GO): membrane
Molecular function (GO): nucleoside:sodium symporter activity
Source: RefSeq, a predicted model, not a curated record
AUGGAUACAGAUUUCAGACAGAACAGUUUGGACGAAGGAGUCCAAACGGAUAUUUCAAUGAAAGACCUCUACUUUAAAGACAGAAUAGAAUCACCCAUGAAUGUCCAACCCGACGCAGAAAUGCCUUCGAUAUCGGGAAUAGCAUACAUUGAGAUGCAACCAACAGAAAAUGAUAAAGAAGAAACAAAGAAAGUUUUCUUUGUUGACAAAGUAUUUCCCUUGAUCCUGAAUACUGCUUUGGAACAUAAAAAGAUAUUACAACAGAUAUUAUUCAGCCUUUUACUGUUGGUGUAUCUAGCGUAUGUUGUAUACUCUCUGUUGUUCCGGUUCGGAGACGAGGGUUCCUGGAGACUUCUGAUUUGUACAAUAUUACUACUGAUGUACCUCGGCUGGAGGAUUAUCAAAUCACUGUCUGUGUACCGAUCAUUUAGAAAAAUUCUUGGAACGAAGAAUCCUCCCAAUGUGGUUACAGUAAAGAAGAUUAUAAGAUGGAUGCUGUACUUUGUGGUACUUACUCUCAUAGCAACAUACAUAGGACUCACGGUUGUACCAACUAAUCCACGAAACCUCAUCUCUCUCGGCGGAAUCUUCGUCCUUGUCUUCAUCCUACUCCUCGUGUCCAACAAUAAGAAGAAGAUUAAUUGGCACACUGUAUUCUGGGGUCUUUCCCUCCAGUUCGGUUUCGCCCUGGUCGUCCUGCGGACAGAGUGGGGUCGUAGUGCUGUGCGCUGGGUAGCAGACAGAUUAUGGGAAUUCGUUGAAUUCUCCGACAAGGGAUCGAGUUUCCUGUUUAGCGAAAAUUACAAAACGUUUAAGGUCAUAUUCAGGGUUGUACCUUCUGCGAUCGUGUUCUGUGCCGCCAUGUCUGUUUUGUCCUAUCUCGGCAUCUUGGAUUUUAUCGUCUCAAACAUUGGCGGUUUCCUUGGUUACUGCCUACAAACCAAUCCUGUAGAAUCAAUCAACGCUGCCACGAAUAUAUUUCUGAGCGGUACAGAGUCUCUAGUGUUCGUCAAAGAUUAUAUAGACACGUUAUCGACGUCUCAUAUUUUCUGUAUUUACACAAACGGAGUGUCGUCGAUAUUCGGAGUCCCUCUAAUAGUGUUCACAAACUUUGGAAUACCAAUCGAAUACCUUUUCACGGCUUCUAUCAUGUCAGCACCAGCAUCCCUAGUUGUAUCUAAGAUGAUGUAUCCAUCUGACGAGAACAAAGACGAUGAUGACGAUAAAAGUGUGAUUAUUGGAACACAGAAUAGACCGAAGAGUUUGGUGGAAGCCCUGUCAACAGGGGGAUUACAAGGCCUACAGCUUGUAAAGAAGGUCCUCAUUAAUCUUCUUAUCUACAUAUCCCUUUUCGCCUUCGUCAAUGAAACGAUCACAUGGUUUGGGAAUAGAGCGGGAGUGGAGGAACUCACACUUGGGAAAAUGUGUUCUUAUUGCUUUUGGCCGCUAGCCUUCAUCAUGGGAGUCGAUUCUGUAGAUUGUCUCAAAGUUGCGGAAUUGAUGGGCGUGCGCAUCUUUGCAACGCUCUUCCUGAGUUACAUACAAUUGGCAAAAUAUUUUUCCAACAAAGAACAAUACAACGAAUACCUAGCAUUAUACAACUACACAGUACUGACGUCAAGUGGCGAUAUCUUCCUGCCGAACUGGAACACAACGUUAGAAAAUGGAGUUUUGACAGACCGCUCAGAGUUGAUCGCUACCUAUGCCUUGUGUGGGUUCGCCAGUAUUCCCUCUGUUGUGAUGUCACUCGCCUCUUUUGCUGCUCUUGCCCCUGGGCGACAAAGUGAGCUAUCUACCAUGGCGAUCAGAGGAUUAUUAGCUGGGACCUUGGCUAGUUACCUUACCGGAUGUGUUACUGGAUUACUGUUUGUCUGA